Amorphotheca resinae ATCC 22711 is the source of this 721-nucleotide messenger RNA. RefSeq lists its product as hypothetical. The record is from RefSeq and is a predicted model, not a curated record. The coding region runs from base 194 to 625 and encodes 143 amino acids. Lineage: Eukaryota; Fungi; Ascomycota; Leotiomycetes; Helotiales; Amorphothecaceae. The transcript has a single exon.
AUCCGUCUACUACGGUAGAUCCGUACCCCUCAAUUCCCUGAUGUACGCCAUCGUCGCGGGGAGGGCCGUUUCUGCGAUCCAAACUGGGAGGGAGAGGACUGCUAGGGCGCGCAGAGAUGAAGGCAUGUCGUGGGUGACUCCCCCUUUCCUAGAACCGUGAACAGUUAUAUGUCUCCGAGCGCAUUGGUUUGCUAUGUGCAUGGGCCUGGUUGUAGGAUGUGCCUUACCUAGAUCUAGCCAGGCGUGUAGCACUCUGCUGACGGCAAUGCGCUUCUGCUCACGUUGUGUAAGAGGUGUCUACUGGUGGGUGACUGGAGGCAUCAUGGUAAGAAAUGGCGAGAAAGGACCUCAUCGGUCAAAUUUUCAGUGCGGAACUCACGACGGUCUGUUGAAGACGGUGAGUUGGAUAUAUAUAGGACCCUGUUCUCCUUUGGAGAGGACGUAUAAUACGGUUGUCAGGGCUUUCCAGUCUAGGCAUCGCUUCCCAUUCUCGCUGGCAUCCCACCGGGAGGAUACUGAUAGAGGUUACACUGGUAGGACCAGCGGGAUUAAAUGCUGUACAAUACUAAUUGUAUUCUCUACCAGUUGCUAUAGUAUCAUUUCAAACCUUCGACCAGUCAUGUGAUUCACCCGGUAAGCCGCAGACAUGUUUCACCGAGCUCUCAAUCGCCGAGAAGUCAGGAAUUUGAAGUAUUUGGAUUCUCUGACCUGCGUCACUCCG